UGUUGAGAGAAACCAACGCUCCUCAGUAUAACGUCUGAAGGACCUGAAACAUCAUGGCCUCAACCUCUGCCACUAUCUCUCUAUCCUCACCGUCGACUCUUAUUGAUGGAAAAGCCCCUCGCCAGCAACAUGGGCCCCUGCAUUCCAUCACCUUCCACCCGUCUGUGGGCCCAACGAACCGCCUGCAAAAUCGUGACGCUAGGAAGACGAACACUCAUUGUCGUGGAAUUGCCCGGAACGUCAUCAGCAUGGCUACUGGAGAGACUCAGAUCAUAGCCACCGGAGAAUCACCAGCUGAAGAAGAGUCAGAGAUUCCAGAAAUCAUGAAAACAGUACAAGAAGUAUGGGACAAGAUUGAAGACAAGUACGCAGUGACUGUACUUGCAUUGGCUGUAGCCAUCGCGUUGUGGGGCUCGGCAGGUUUGAUCUCGGCAAUCGAUAGGCUUCCUUUAGUACCUGCCAUUCUUGAACUCAUAGGAAUUGGUUAUACAGGGUGGUUUGUUUAUCGGAACCUCGUAUUUACGCCAGAAAGGGAAACUUUGAUAAACAAAAUCAAAGACACCUACAGCAAUGUGAUCGGGAGCGAUUAAUCGAGAAUUCGAUAUGAUUAUCAUCAGCAAGGGAAGUUGUUAUGACAGAGCAAAAACUCUUGAGGAUAGGGAGUAGCUAUUUCGCAAAUGUUUGCAUGUUUUUCGCACAAUAAUUCAAAAUAAAAAUAAAUUUAUUAUUGUUGUCAUUAGUUAAAAUUUAUGGAAGUAUGCUGUAGAUAUAAAGUUGAAAGGCAGAUUAGUUGUACAUUUUCCCUUUGAUGGACCUUAUCCUAACCUGUUGGUGGGGA
Magnolia sinica is the source of this 838-nucleotide messenger RNA. Its product is annotated as protein CURVATURE THYLAKOID 1B, chloroplastic-like. The record is from RefSeq and is a predicted model, not a curated record. NCBI's taxonomy places the organism in Eukaryota, Viridiplantae, Streptophyta, Magnoliopsida, Magnoliales, Magnoliaceae. The transcript has 6 exons. Gene Ontology annotation, cellular component: thylakoid; chloroplast thylakoid membrane. The coding region runs from base 54 to 590 and encodes 178 amino acids.